AUGCACUUGAGGUAUCUUGAUCUUUCCCAUGGUCGGUUUAAAGCAUUACCUCCCUCCAUUUCCAAACUCUUCCAUUUGCAAACUUUGAAGCGCUUACUUUGUACACAUCUUCAAACAUUACCCAGAGGAUUGAGAAAACUGAUCAACUUGAGGCAUCUAGAAAUUGAAACAAGGCUCAAUAUUCCAAGAGGUUCAAUAGGGCAACUGCAUAACCUUCGGACCUUUACUUCAUUUAAAGUGGGCGGCUACAAUAACAUUAUUGAUGAUGAUGAUGAUGAUGAUGAUGAUGAAGGUGCUGCUGGUAUUGAAGAGCUAGGAUGUCUACAACAACUUGGAGGAAGUUUGAGUUUAAUUGGUCGCGGCGAUGUGAGAAAUGGAGCAGAUGCUAAAGCAGCAAAUUUGAAGGAGAAAGCAAAACUCCAGGAGUUGACAUUAGAUUGGGAAUCGGAUUGGCAUGUUUAUACCAAUGAGGAUGAUAGCAGCAAAGAAGACGAUGUCGUCUUGGAGGAACUCCAACCUCAUCAAAAUCUGUUACUUCUGAGGAUACUACGUUUCAGUGGCACCAAGCUCCCUACAUGGUUGCAUCAUCAUCAUCAUCUCUCAAAUUUACAGGAACUCUGUAAUUACUCAUGUCACCAAGUAAAGUCUUUGGAUCUGACGGGCUCGAGUUCUCUUUGGAAACUGACGAUUUCAUAUUGCGAAAAUCUGGAGUAUGCAGGAGUCGAGGGUCUCAUGCAGUUGGAGCUUUUGGAAUUCAAGGGAUGUGACAAGCUGAAAUCCCUGCAUGGAGUUGGAGCGAAGAAGAAGAAGGGUGUUGUUGUAAAUGAUCAAGAAGAGCAUCAUCAUCAUCAUCAUCAUCAAGUGGCGGGUUGUUCUUCACGAGAAACUCCAGCUGCAAUCACUGAUGAUACUGGAGAGAAGCUUGUUAAACUUGUGAAGCUGCAGAUCCAAAGUUACGAUAGUCUUACAACUUUACCAAAGAAGGAGAUGUUGCUCCUGCAAUCACUGAGGACACUGCAUAUAGAAAGUUGUGCAAAUCCAAUGGUUUUAACCAAGGGCGGCUUAGAAAAACUUUCGUUGCUUCAGCACUUGCAGAUAGAAAAUUGUCCAAAUCUAAAGAAAUUGCCAGAGGGUGUAGGACAGCUCUCAUCUCUUCAAUACUUUGCAAUUAGAGAAUGCCCUAAGCUCAUGUUUUUAUCAGAAGAGUUGCAACACUGGAGAUCGCUGCGAACAAUGAGUAUAUUUGCUUGUGCAAAUCUAAGGGCUCUGCCAAGGGGAAUUGUGGAACUUACAUCACUUCAAGAAUUGGAGAUCAAUAGAUGUGAUUUCUUGCCCUCUUUACCAGACGAGAUGCAAAAAUUGAUGUCAUUACAAAUGCUAAAGAUUGAGCGCUGUUCACAUUUGGUGGCUCUACCUGCCGGCCUGGGCAACCUCUCAUCGCUUGAAGUAUUGGAAAUUUCAAGUUGCAAUGGCUUGAUGUCUUUGCCAGCUGGAGGGAUGCAGCAGCAGCAGCAGCACUACUUAAGAAAACUAGACAGACUGAAGAUAAAAGGUUGUGAUAAUCUGGAAAUUUUACCAGAGGAUUGCCUGGGGAAACUCUCAACCCUUCGUGUGUUGGCUAUAAUUGGUUGUCCUAAUCUACAAGUUCUACCAGAGAGCUUGGGAAACCUCCAAAACUUCCAUCUGUUGGAAAUAACUGAUUGUCCCAAUCUAAAAGCUCUACCAAGGGGCUUGGGUAAACUCUCAUCACUUCGAUCUCUCUACAUCCAGAGAUGUCUUAAUUUGACUUCGUUGUUCUCCGACACUCUGCUGCACAUGACAUCUUUACGGGUACUUUGGCUGAUUGAGUGUCAUAAACUAAAAGAUUUGUCCAGCGGGUUGAGAUCUCUCUCAGCACUUGAGAAGUUGACCAUCUGGGGAUGUCACAGCAUCAUCGAGCUUCUGCCACAGGGGUUUAAUAUUCAAGACCUAAUGAAAUCAUUACGAGAGCUGACCAUUUCACAUUGUUCGAAGAUGGAAACCCUGCCGGACGGAUUGAAGUACUUGCCGUCACUUAAAGAGCUGGUUAUUUGGACAUGCCCCAAAUUGAAGUCUUCAAAGAUGGUGAUACAAGGGCUGAAACAAAUAAAAGAGGGGAGAAUGGAGUCAUGGUUGUUGAAGUUACGAAAACUGAACAUAAAAGAUUGUCCUUACCUGGAGACCAUAGAUGGAUGA
This is a messenger RNA of Telopea speciosissima, 2214 nucleotides long. Its product is annotated as disease resistance protein RUN1-like. The transcript has a single exon. Bases 1 to 2214 code for a protein of 737 amino acids. The record is from RefSeq and is a predicted model, not a curated record. NCBI's taxonomy places the organism in Eukaryota, Viridiplantae, Streptophyta, Magnoliopsida, Proteales, Proteaceae.